This is a messenger RNA of Rhinichthys klamathensis goyatoka, 1125 nucleotides long. It is a transcript of the gene ldlrap1a, whose product is annotated as low density lipoprotein receptor adaptor protein 1a. The transcript is spliced from 9 exons. NCBI's taxonomy places the organism in Eukaryota, Metazoa, Chordata, Actinopteri, Cypriniformes, Leuciscidae. The record is from RefSeq and is a predicted model, not a curated record. The coding region runs from base 208 to 1092 and encodes 294 amino acids. Gene Ontology annotation, cellular component: early endosome.
AAUGCCGUUUCCAUGGAAACAGAAUGUGGGCGCCGCGUAAUUCGAACGUCAUUUUGAUUGACGGAUGAAACACCGCCCAGGAGACUCGAGGACUCAAGUAUUCCCACAGAUGUCGGCAUCGAAACGGCAACAACAAAGUUGGGAGUGAGAAGACGUUCAUGGCCAACAGCAGCACCUGAAGACGCUUCUCCUCUUGAAAACCUCGUCAUGGAUGUGCUGAAAUCAGCCAGAAGGGCUUUUAUUCGGAGUCCCAGCCUGACCAAACAGUCCUGGAGCUCAGGCAAACACCAAAAGCUCCCUGAGAAUUGGACUGACACAAGAGAGACUCUUCUCGAGGGAAUGACCUUUAACCUUCGUCAUCUGGGGAUGACUCUGGUGGACCAACCCAAAGGCGAGGAUCUCUCAGCUGCUGCUGUCAAGAGGAUUGUUGCCACGGCCAAAGCCAGUGGGAAGAAACUGCCUAAAGUGGCCCUGAAAGUGUCUCCUCAGGGAAUCAUCUUGUGCGAUAGUGUGUCUAACCAGCUGAUCGAGAACAUUUCCAUAUACAGGAUAUCAUACUGCACAGCUGACAAGAUGCAUGACAAAGUGUUUGCUUUCAUCUCCCAGAACCAACAGAAUGAGACGCUGGAGUGUCACGCGUUCCUCUGUGCCAAACGGAAAGUGGCCCAGGCGGUCACGCUCACGGUGGCUCAGGCCUUCAGAGUGGCCUUCGAGUUCUGGGAGGUUGCCAAAGAAGAGAGAGAGCAUAGUGUGAAAUGGGAUUCAGCUGGAGAAACAUCCAACAGUUCACAGUCAGAGGGAUCGGUCAGCCUGACCAGCCUGAAAGGAGGAGCUGUAGCUGCAGAGAACCUGUUGGACAUCGAGGUUUACUCAUCUGCUGUGGAAAACCCCACCGAACCCAACAACAACACCGCCACCACCCAAUGGGAGACUGAUGAAGGUCUAGAAGAGGCUUUUUCAAGACUCGCUGAGUCUCGUACUAACCCCCAGGUCCUGGACAUUGGGGUGAUGCCUCAGGACUGGAACUCUGAGACCGAAUGGGACAAGACCAAUGGAAACACACCAAACGCCGAUGAGCUCUCCAGCCUCUGAGCACAGAUAGGUAUGUGGGAGAAAGAAGGUCCG